UAAAUUUGCUUGCUUGUGAUGUAAUUUUAUUAUGAAAUAUAUUUUACCUUAAUUGUUAUCUUCAUUGUUUACAGUCAUCAUCGUUUACUCUUGAUGGAUAUGCUUCUGCCUACUGUUUUAAAAGAUCUGUGGGCUAUUGCCUGUUUCCUGAUUCCAGGGAUUUCCCAAUCCUAUCUGGAUUGCACAAAGGUAGCAUCUGUGCAGGGGAAUGAAGAUCAUUACCAGCGAGUUGCAGUGAAACUGCAGAGAGUAGUGCAGUCAUUUAUUUUGCGGAGGUCCAAAACUGAUGUUGAAAAGCAGUUACCAAGGAAAUAUGAGCAUGUACUUACAUGUGCUCUUUCUAAUCGGCAGAAGUCAAUGUAUAAAGACAUCUUGUCUCAACCAAGAACUCAAGAAUGUCUUAGAAGUGGGCACUUUGUCAGUGUCCUCCAUAUUCUGACACAGCUGCUCAUGGUGUGCAAUCAUCCUGAUCUGAUCAGUCCCCGGCUUCCAAGUUCUUCCUGUGUAUUAGACAAGCUGGAGUUUACAACUGCUUCCCUUGUGCUGAAUGUGUUAGGACGGGAUCUUUGGAAGCAUGCAGACUGGUCUCUCUUUGAUGUGAUUGGGAUGGAAAACCAAAUUACUUGCUAUGAAGCACAACUACUGCCAAAACUGAAGGUAACUAGGAAGCUUAUUGAAGAGAUCUACUGUUCUCCUUCAUCACCCAGACUUGAGCCAGUGAAGCUCAAACCAAAUAGGUUAUUUACACCAGUGCAGUAUGGACAAAAACCCAAAGGUAGGACUAGAGACUUCUCAAGGUCUCAGUCGCAGCAAACAGCGGACACAGCAACAGUUAUGGCAGAUCAUCAAGAGAAAACACAAAGACAACAAGUCCUUGUCAUGUUUUCGGAUAAUCAUCAUAAGGGAGCCAGCAAGAUAGUACUUGGCCCAAUGUCUUCCACAGCUGGAGCACAAGAAAGAAUUGCUGAGCCAGAGAAGCCUGUAACAUUACAGUUUAGAGGGAAAACUUUUACUUUAUCUUACAGUCAGUUCUGUCGUCUUACUGGUAGACAGUCUCUGAAGCAGCAAGUGGAUGACUUGAAUACUAAAUCUAAAUCAGUAUCUAGACUUCUGUGUCCAACUCAGGGUAUCAUAGAAGAAAAAAGACAACUAAAGGAACACCUGGACAAAAUAUACUUUGAGAAUGAGCGUCGUUGUUCCAGAACGCCCCUGUAUGGCAGAGACUUGUUGGAAAUUUGCUCUUGGACCAGUGAAAGAAAAAUCGCUCAGCAUUGUUCUGCCAGGAUUAACAAAUGGCGCUGGGCUGGCUUUGCAAAUUGCCUUCCAUAUUCAGGGACUUCAGAGGUUCUAAAGGAUCCCUUGCAAGAACUCAUUCUGACACUGAAGCAGCAACAGAUCGCCCUGAAGGAUGUUGUUACUAGAGAUCUGUGCAUAUUGCCAGCUGUAGCUGUUGCUCCUCCAUAUUUGUAUGUAGCAAAUCCUCCUCAUACAUAUACCCAUGAAAUGAAUGUCUUGAAGUUUAAUCUGAAGGAACAGAUACUGCCCUAUUACCAGCAAAUAGCAAGGCCUCAUUUUCUACAGUUCCCGGAUCCUCGACUGGUGCAGCGUGAUUCAGGCAAGAUGGAAGCUUUGUCUGUCUUGCUUCGGAAGUUGAAAGCAAAAGGACAUCGUGUGUUGAUUUUGACGCAGAUGGUUCCAAUGCUUGAUAUAUUGGAGCUGUUCUUGAACUUCCAUUUUCUCACAUACAUAAGAGUUAAUGAGAAUGGUGCUCACAGUUGGCAUUAUCUGGAAUCCAUAAAAAACUUCAACCAAGACAAGCGAUUCUUCUGUGUUAUUCUUUCUUCUGACACUCCUUCCACAGGUGUCAGCCAUAUAGAUGUGAAUACUGUUGUCUUCUAUGACACUGCUUUAGAUCCGCUGAUGGAUACAAAGGCUAAAGAAUGGUGUGAUAAAAUUGCAAGACACGGAGAUAUUCACAUGUACAGGCUUAUAAGCGGAAAUUCUGUCGAAGAGAGGCUGUUGAAAAAAGGUAUUAAACAUUUGAUUCAAGAAGUGACUGCUCAGGGAGAUGAUUAUUCAACAGGCUUUUUAACUCAGGUUCUUUGCUCUGAAAAUGGAAAAGAGGAUUCUGGGAUGUUUACAGAAGAGACAUUAUCUGAGAUAAGAAAUUACAUAGAUUCAGAGUUGUAUGAUUCAAGAAAUACCACGGUUCCUUCACAGUUAGAACAGCUGGUUAGCUUUGUGGAUCAGCUUAAGCCAAUUGAAAAGUAUGCGUUGAAUUUCUUGGAAUUGUUUCAUACUUUGAAUGAUCAAAAAAGCCAGAGAGUCAACAAGGAGUUAAAAACUGCAUAUAUAAAAUGGGAAUAUCAGCAUGCCAAGGAGCUGGAAAAGGCAGAAGAAAAAUUUCAGCAGGGAGUGGAAGAGGAACUCUUAACAUAUACCAGACAAGAUGCUUAUAACAAGGAAUUUGUCUGUGACAGACCAGAUGGAGAAACAGAAAUAAUGCCUCUUUGGACUCCUCCUGUUGUACCUGAGAAUCAUGAUGAUGUCUACACUGACUCUGUUAUGUGUCUGAUGUAUACUAGUACCCUGAUUCCAGAGUCUAAGCUUCCACCUCUGUUUGUUAGGACGGCGCGUAAGCGUCAGAGAACAGAUCUGGCUUCUUCAGGUGAGAGAAAGAAGCAUUGCCACAGAAGGAUGGUUGUUCCUCCACCUUCACUUUUCAACCAAGUGACUCCAAGAUUAUUGAAAACACAACAGAAGAGCAAAGCUCAAGACACCCUCCACUGGGUAAACCAGAAAAUGUGUUGUGCAAGACCCAUGUCAGCUCUCAGCAAGUCAGCUGCUGACACUGGGAAAGAUAGUCCUGCAUGGCUAAUUGCUGAAGACUUGGCACUGUUAAAUGCGAUGAAACAGUUACGGACACUCCCUUUAAACCUUGCUAUUGUGUCACCAGCACAGAAAGCAAACUGGGACUUUGUCAGCGAUGUUGUUAACUCUUGUAACUAUGUUUAUCGGUCCCCAAAGCAAUGCCAAAAUCAUUACAUAAAAGCAUUUGCAGGUCUGGAAGGAAAGGACAGAGGUGGUUAUCCUCCUCAUGUUAGACAGCCCUAUGCUAAAGACCAGAAUUCUGAGCGUACUCAAAUCUAUAUGAAUCACUUUGAGUUGAUGACAAUGACUACUAGAAAAAGAAGUUACUCAAAUAGGCUUCUUGCAGAGAACUAUGACAAGCUACUGCCUAUGUCUGAGGUUGCUUCCAUCUGUGCAGAACCUGUGAUGAUACAGGAAAAGGCACUAAUUGAAGAACCAAUAGCUCCACAACUGUCGGAGCAACAGCCUACUGAGAAGCCAGAAGAGGAACAAACAGUGGAGCAAAUCCAAACACAGGGGGAAGCACAGACUUCGGGACAUAUACUCUCUCCAGCCAUAGCUGUAUCCCAGCAAAUGGCUGUGGCACCUGCCAGUCCAGCCCAGCUGGAGCCCACAACCCCCGGCCAGUUUUUUCAAGCAGAAGCACUUGACCUCAUCAGUUGUAACCAUCACUCUGAUGACAGCUGUGUAGAUGCUUUUGAUGACUCUGCUUAUAUUGGAUUUAGUCGCGAGAUGCUCCAGGAACCGAGUCCUGCUCCUGCGAGCCCCGAGCCUGCAGCGGCACAGACGGACGCGCGGCGGCCGCGGCGCUCCGGCCCCGGGCAGGCCCAGCCGCCCCGCAGCCCCCGCCGCACGGCCUGGUGGAAGCACUGACGUAUCGGCUCGGUGAACGCCAUGAAGUUGUAUUUCGUUUAUUGCUAAACUAUCGCCUGAGUUUUCUUGGCCCUGUUUUCUUGUAAUCAAGAGUGGCACUAAGUUUUUUUUUGUUGUUGUUGUUGUUGUUUUUUGUUUUGUUUUGUUUUGGUUUUUUUUUCUCCCUUCCCAUCAUUUGAGGAUGUUAUUGCCCGUGCUCCAGGUAAGCAGGGUCUAGUUCGUCCCGCCAGCAGGCGUGGUGGAUUUUUACACAAAAUCUUGAAGAAAAGGGUCGGCACUGCUACCUGCCCUGUCAGAAAUUACUCUCUGAACGCUUAUUACCCUGCAAUAAAAGGUAAUUUUGUGCUGUG
This is a messenger RNA of Tyto alba (common barn owl), 4094 nucleotides long. Its product is annotated as E1A-binding protein p400. Gene Ontology annotation, cellular component: Swr1 complex. The transcript is spliced from 24 exons. NCBI's taxonomy places the organism in Eukaryota, Metazoa, Chordata, Aves, Strigiformes, Tytonidae. The record is from RefSeq and is a predicted model, not a curated record. The coding region runs from base 94 to 3744 and encodes 1216 amino acids. Gene Ontology annotation, molecular function: ATP hydrolysis activity; ATP-dependent chromatin remodeler activity; histone binding.